This is a messenger RNA of Pezoporus flaviventris, 2454 nucleotides long. It is a transcript of the gene BIN1, whose product is annotated as bridging integrator 1. Gene Ontology annotation, biological process: regulation of endocytosis. Lineage: Eukaryota; Metazoa; Chordata; Aves; Psittaciformes; Psittacidae. The record is from RefSeq and is a predicted model, not a curated record. Gene Ontology annotation, molecular function: phospholipid binding; tau protein binding. Gene Ontology annotation, cellular component: cytoplasm; synaptic vesicle; plasma membrane. Bases 127 to 1851 code for a protein of 574 amino acids. The transcript has 19 exons.
UUAAAAGGCGGCGGGCGGGAGGCGGUGGUGGCGGUGGUUGGGGCCAUUGCUCUGCCCGCCGGGUUUUCCCCCCCUUCCUGCCGGCUCUGCCGUUCGUUAGUCUGCCUGUUAAAAAGAGGAGGCAAGAUGGCCGAGCUGGGCAGUAAGGGGGUCACCGCCGGGAAAAUCGCCAUCAACGUUCAGAAGAAGCUGACUCGGGCGCAGGAGAAGGUCCUUCAGAAGCUUGGGAAAGCAGAUGAAACAAAAGAUGAGCAGUUUGAACAGUGCGUGCAGAACUUCAAUAAACAGCUGUCUGAAGGCACGAGGCUGCAGAAGGACCUCCGAACUUACUUGGCUUCUGUGAAAGCUAUGCAUGAGGCCUCCAAGAAGCUGACAGAGUGUCUGCAGGAAGUUUAUGAACCAGAUUGGCCUGGGAGAGAUGACACGAAUAAAAUAGCAGAGAACAAUGAUCUCCUCUGGACAGAUUUCCAUCAGAAGCUGGUGGAUCAGGCGCUCCUGACCAUGGAUACGUACCUUGGCCAAUUUCCUGAUAUUAAAUCUCGUAUAGCGAAGCGAGGGCGGAAGCUUGUGGAUUAUGACAGUGCUAGACACCACUUUGAAGCCCUGCAAACUGCAAAGAAGAAGGAUGAAACCAAAAUUGCAAAGCCUGUUUCGCUGCUUGAGAAAGCUGCGCCUCAGUGGUGUCAAGGGAAGCUACAAGCUCACCUCGUUGCGCAAACUAAUCUGCUCCGAAAUCAGGCUGAGGAAGAGUUAGUAAAGGCUCAGAAGGUAUUUGAAGAGAUGAAUGUUGAUCUGCAGGAGGAGCUGCCUUCACUAUGGAAUAGCCGUGUUGGUUUCUAUGUCAACACAUUCCAGAGUAUAGCAGGCCUAGAAGAGAACUUCCAUAAAGAAAUGAGCAAGUUGAACCAAAACCUCCAUGAUGUCCUGUUGGGUCUAGACAAGCAGUACUCGGGCAAUGCCUUCCCAGUUAAAGCACAGCCCAGAAAGAAAACUAAACUGUUCGCCAGGCUGAGGAAAAAGAUGAGCAGUGACAGCACCCCAGCGAAAGCAAAUAAAAGCCCCUCGCCUCCACCAGAUGGAUCUCCCAUCACCAGCCCUGAGACCAAGACUGUCAACCAUGAUCUGGAGCCGUCCACUUUGGAAACACCUGGGGCAAGCAUCCCCAAGUCACCAUCUCAGUUGAGGAAAGGGCCUCCGGUGCCUCCGCCUCCAAAAGUCACCCCCUCCAAGGAGAUCAAGCAGGAGAACAUCAUCAGUCUGUUUGAUGACAAUUUUGUCCCCGAGAUAAGUGUGACAACCCCUUCGCAGUUUGAUGCCCCUGGGCCCUUCCAGGAGGGAGCCAGCCUGUUGGAUCUGGAUUUUGAUCCCAUUAAACCAGAUGCCACUGUGGGGAAGACCCCCACACCUGCCUCCCAGUCUUUACCUUGGGAUUUAUGGGAGCCUGCAGAAGCAGCCCAUGCCGGAGCUGAAGCAGCUGGAUCAGAAGCAGCAGCUGGAGCUGAACCAUCUAAAACUGAAGCUGAUUCAGGAUCGAGCUCUCUGCCUGCUGUUGUUGUGGAAACUUUCCCUGCUACCGUCAAUGGCACUGUGGAAGGAGCUUCAUCUGAAAGAGCUGACAUGCCCCCAGGUUUUCUAUUCAAGGUCCAGGCCAUGCAUGAUUACACAGCCACCGACAGCGAUGAGCUGCAGCUGAAGGCUGGGGAUGUGGUGCUUGUGAUUCCUUUUGAGAACCCUGAGGAACAGGACGAAGGAUGGCUGAUGGGUGUGAAGGAGUCUGACUGGAUCCAGCGCAAGGAACUUGACCAGUGCCGAGGGGUAUUCCCAGAAAAUUUCACAGAACGGGUGCAGUGAAAGCCCAAGCCCACCAGACGCAUUUCUGCUGGAAGAAAGCAAGUUUUCUGGUAGAUAAUUGAAAAAAGAACAGUGAAAUGAAAAGAAGAGAGAAUUCUAAAGGAACAGAAGCCUGGGGAAAAGUCAACUUAAAGGGUGUGUUCUUCUCAAAGGGCAAGGUUUCAGAAGUAAAUUGAAAUUCAAAGUGUUACCAAAAUAUAUACAUAUUAAUAAUAAUAAGGCAAGUCAAAUACCCUCUUCCCCCUUUGGUUUUAACAGCAUUUGGAUUCAGAGGACUGAUGCAGAAGCAACUCAGUGGUUCUCUGAAUACUGUAUUGACUGAAUUGGUGAGAUGUCAGUCUAAUUCCUGGAAAGGCAGUAUUUGUCUGAUGGCUUGAGAGUAGAAGCCGCUUUUGCUCUUGGAUUGGUCCAUCUGUUUUGUCUUGAAGGUGGCUUGCAUGGCAACCAUAAAAAUUCAGCCUUUCCUGUGUAUUCAACCCACAGUAGGCCAAACUUUCUGUUAUGCUGUUAAAAAAAAAUAUUCAGUGUAUAGUGUUCACCAAUACAAUGUAUGUGUGUGUGCGUGUAUUUUAUUUUCUUCCUUUAAAAACAAUAUUACACAAA